This is a messenger RNA of Naumovozyma castellii, 2124 nucleotides long. RefSeq names its product Sgm1p (gene SGM1). The transcript has a single exon. Lineage: Eukaryota; Fungi; Ascomycota; Saccharomycetes; Saccharomycetales; Saccharomycetaceae. The record is from RefSeq and is a predicted model, not a curated record. The coding region runs from base 1 to 2124 and encodes 707 amino acids.
AUGCCAGACCAUAGAAAAAAACUAUCACUGGAGGAACGUCUUUCUCUGGCCACCAAAAAAGGAAAGAAGAAGGGCAAAAAAUCAAACUUAAAUUCUCCUUCAAUCACUGCUACUUCAUCUCCACAAUUAAAUGCCUCUGAAUUUGUACCAACUGAAAAUAACAAGAGCAUAGAAUCUACCAUCUCUCCCAUACAAUCAUCUUUAGAUUUACAACAAAAUACGCCACACAAAGACGAUGCCACAAUUACUGAGCAUGCUAAGCCCACCAUUGAAACAUGGCUUCCUAAUAAUUAUGAGGAACUUGAUGUAGAAAGUUUAUUAAACCAAUUGAGGCCGUACUUGACGGAUAUCAUUAAAGAGAACGAGAGCUUAAAGAUUCAGGUUAACGAAAAUUCUGCACAAUCCCCGCCUAUACCCGAUUCAAGUCUAUUCAGACUGAUAAAAGAAAAAGAUGAUAUUAUCAAUCAAUUAAGAACAGAAGGCGAAAAUUUAUCCAAGAGUGACUUUAGAAAGUCAACAGAGUUGAAGUCUUUAAAGAAUGAAUACACUGAUUUACAAACGCAAUUGACAGCAGCAAAGAAUGACUUAGAGGAAAAGGAUAUUGACCUAAAGAAUAUAAAAAUGGCUAAUGCAUCUCUUGAAAAGUCAUUAACUGAAUCAACAGUAAAGAUCUCUUCUCUUUUGAAGGAAACGGAUGAGUUAGCUCAUUUACAAAGUCAAUUGAACGAAAAGGACGUAAAGAUAAAUGAAUUAACUGAAAAAUUGACUUCUUCUACAACAAGUUUGAACGAUACGAUCUUAAACCAUCAGAGUGAAAUUGACUCAUUGAAGAAAACAAACAAUGAUCAUAUAUUGACUUUAGAAUCUACUAUUGAAAAACUUCGAAUCGAGUUAGAAAACGUAAAUGACGAAAUAACAUCAACAAAUAUACUGGGGAAUCCUAUUAGAACGAAUACCCAAGACACUACAGGUCAUCCACGAGAUCAGUAUGAAAUUUUACAAAAUCAGUUCAAAUCAAGUAAAGAAAAUUGGGAAAGUAUAGAAUUUUCAUUGAAUUCUAAGAUCACAAAUCUCAACUCAACUCUAAACGAUUCAAAGAAAGAUAUUGUCAAGCUCAAUAAAGAUCUUGAACAAUUAAGAACAGAAAAGACAAAGUUAGUGAAACAGUUAAACAAUGAACGUGAACAAAAUGAAGAAUUAAAAGAGCAAAUCAAAAACUUGAACCUGAAGAUAGACAACCUAAACAAUGCAUUACAUACCCGAACAGAAGAUUACUCACUCCUUCAAAAGAAGUUCAAUAUUCAAAAGUCACAAUUACAAAACAAUAUUGGAACCCAAGAAGUUCCUUCCAACUCUGGUGAACUAUUGAUCCCUAAAAAUAAAAAUUAUUCAAUAUCAUCUAAAAUUUCAAGUGAUUCUCUAAUGCGCAACUUGCAAGAGGAAUGGUUAAACUCUGACAUACCAUUUGGAGGUAAUCCCGAUAACAACAGCGAUUUGGAAAACGAUAACCUGGAUAACAUUGACAAUAGUGUCAUUUUACACACAGAUGAUAAGGAAGGUAGCGUUUCACCUACAAAUUCUGUGGAAUGUUUAAAUGACUCCAUCACGCAAGAAAGUGGGCACAAUAACAAACAAUUGCCAGUACUAGAAUUGGGUGAGGUACCAGAAGAAGCAGCAGAUCUUGAAUCGAUGUUUCAAAGGACACCUUCUUCUCAAAUCCCAUUAUCAUUACGUAAAACAAGCACAGCAUUAUUAAGUAAUGCCUCUAACACACAAAUGAACUCACAGAUGAUGAGUAGGUUGGGUUCAGAGAUAAGAAGGAUCGAAGGAGAAUAUGCCGCCUUGGAAGAGACAUAUACUCGAUUAAAAAAAGAGAAGGAUAACGCAAACGAUGAAAUAUUAAGACUGCUAGAAGAGAAUGAAGGUGUUAAGAGCAUAAAAGAGGAGAAUUUGAAACUAAAGACCCAAAUCGAAUCUGUAAAUCAGAAAUUAGAAACUGCAUUGCAACUAUUAGGUGAAAAGACUGAGGCAGCUGAAGAACUUCAAAACGAUGUGGAAGAUUUGAAGGAAAUGUUGCAUCAACAAGUUCAACAAAUGGUAGAGAUGCAACAAAGACUCCUAUAG